Messenger RNA from Beta vulgaris subsp. vulgaris (sugar beet), 759 nucleotides. RefSeq names its product biogenesis of lysosome-related organelles complex 1 subunit 2. Lineage: Eukaryota; Viridiplantae; Streptophyta; Magnoliopsida; Caryophyllales; Amaranthaceae. Bases 147 to 524 code for a protein of 125 amino acids. The record is from RefSeq and is a predicted model, not a curated record. The transcript is spliced from 2 exons.
AUUUUUCCUACAUGGUUGCCUAAACUUCCAACUACCCCUCAUUCUCUCUCUCCAAUUUCUCUCUCAUCUUAAAUCUUCAUCAUCUUCCAAAUUCAUCAGCAUUAUCUCACAAUCUGCAACUUCAAUCCCAGAAAUUAAAUACAAAAAUGGCGGAAAAUGAAGUGAUUAAGGAACAAAAUGAUCAACCUGACGAACUUGCUGAUGCUCUUGAUGAUCUCUUCAAUGGUGUUUCUACCAUGAUCAAGUCCGAGCUUCAGGGAUCAAACAACCUACUCGAACUUUUGGAGAAAAUGAAUCUUAAAGUAGCAGAAGAGUAUACCAGUUAUGGGGAUGUUGCUUCUGGUUUGAGGGUGUUUGUAGAACAGCUGAAGCACAAGAGUGGUAGCUUCGAGGGGUAUGUUCAGCAAAUUGAUGCUAUAGAUCAGCAAGUGACAGAAUUUGAAGCUGUAAUUUCAAUGCUUGAUAAAUAUGUUUCCAUGUUGGAAAAGAAGGUGCAAUCUGCAUAUCAGAUUCCACCGGCGUAGUCUCACUUAUAUCUUCUUGUCAAUUUGAUGUCUUUUGUAAAAAUAGUUUAGAGUUCGCAUGCUAUAUGUUUAAUAGAUUUUGAUCAAUGUGGAAUUGAAGUUGUUUUGAAUGGGAUGAGGAGUUUGCAUUAGUCCUAGAGUUUUGUGGUAGGAACUCCUGUGCAAUCUUGUGGGGAUGAUGAAUAUGGAAUUGAGCGUAUAUAGUGUGAAUAAGAACAUACCUGAUCUUCUACAA